This is a messenger RNA of Planococcus citri (citrus mealybug), 1330 nucleotides long. RefSeq lists its product as uncharacterized. The coding region runs from base 297 to 1190 and encodes 297 amino acids. Lineage: Eukaryota; Metazoa; Arthropoda; Insecta; Hemiptera; Pseudococcidae. The transcript is spliced from 2 exons. The record is from RefSeq and is a predicted model, not a curated record.
UACGAAACCAAGUAUAGGUAGAUGUAACUGCGUUGAUUCAUGUGUUUUUCUCCUAAUCAAGUAAUCAACAGCGAACAUAGUUAUCACUCAGUGAACAAGUUUAUCAAAGUACUUUGAUUAGUUUGCGGAUGUGUAUGAUGCAUGGUCGUGUUCUGCUCAUCAGUUUAAAAUUAUUCAUCCCGCAUUCACAGACAUCAGUUUUUUUUCGCGUUCGUUCCGUUUUUGCGUGAUUAAAUAUUAGCUGUAAAAUACUAUUAUACCUAGUGAAUUUUGAAAUAUCUUCACCGGUAAAUAUCAUGGUAGUGUAUCGCGUAGUAUUUAGAAACUUAUCGAACCGAAUCGAUGAUUUGGAAAAAGAAAUAUCAAGACGAGAACGUGAAAUGUGCCCGCUUGAAGCAAAAGUACUCUACGACGAUCUUCUAUCCGUCUAUGAGAAAAUAACCGAAUACGAAAACCAAAUGGUAAAAACGCUCACACACAGUUUUGAUCUAGGCGACUGGUUGGAUGAUAAUCGCAAGACUCACUUGAAGAUGACAAACCUGAAGAUCAAAUUGACUAAAAUCAUCUCCUCGGCCCAAUCAACACCAUCGACCGAAGCCAAGGUAAAACCGAUCGGAUCAGCCACCAUAUCGAUCGAAUCCCCGACCAAUACCCGACCUAAUUUAGAGCAGUUGUUCAAAAAAUCAGAAUCAUUGAUUGCACGAAUAUCUUCGUUGAAACCCAAAGAAGACCUUUGUCCGGAACAAGCCGAAAUAAUGCAAGAUCAUCUUAAAUCACUUUACGAGUCGUUCAAUUCGAAUCAAAUUGAAAUCGAGUCUCAAGUCAGCGGCACUGCCCUUGAUAGGCAAUUGGAAAUUUCCAUGCAAACUCAAAACAAAGUGAUCGAAUUCCAAACAACGUUUAAAAAAAUUUCAACUUCGAUUAUCCCUUCAUCUUUGACGCAAAUUCAGGCCUUGCAAUCAAAUGAAAUCAAGUCACCGGAAUCCGAAAGUAGCCUUCGAUCGAUAGAACUCAAACUGUCGAAUCUCACUGACUUCUUGGAAUCGCGAUCGAGUAUUAGAGAUGAAACUGAGAGUAAUAUCAAUGACAUCUACACCUAUGUUGAAGAUAAUUUAGAAAUAUCCAAAGAUAUUCAAAAUAAGAUAAUUUCUCUUCAAACAACGCUGAGGUCCCCUUUAAGAAGAAAUUAGAAUUAACCUACCUUAAAUCGCUUCAAACAAUUCAAACAUACGUUUUAUUGUGACAUUAGAAAACCAUAAGUAGGUACACUCUCAAAACAUAAUUCCCUAUAUUGUAAAUUGAAAAUAUACAUUUUUUUCUUGAUUACUUA